AUGCUUCCCUCCACGAUCUUCUCGGUCUUCGCCCUCGUCGGCAGCGCCUUGGCUCAGCAGCCUCCCAAGGUUAACCACGACAGCAUCAACCCCAUCCGCGAUACUCUGGGCCCCAACGGCAACAUGAUCAGGAAGUUCCAGCCUCUGCUUCACAUUGCCCACGGUUGCCAGCCUUACUCCGCGGUCAACACCCGUGGUGAGGUCAACGCCGGUCUCCAGGACAGCGGUACCACCGCUGGCGGCUGCAAGGACACCGGCAAGGGCCAGACCUACGCCCGCUCUAUGACCCUGAACGGCCAGUUUGGCAUCAUGUACGCCUGGUACUGGCCCAAGGACCAGCCCGCCGACGGCAACCUCGUCAGUGGCCACCGCCACGACUGGGAGAACGUCGUCAUCUGGUUCAACUCGAACAACGCAAACCAGGCCGGCAUCCUGCGCGGCGCCGCCUCGGGCCACGGCGACUACAAGAAGGUCAACAACCCCCAGCGCAACGGCAACAACCUCCACGUCGAGUACUUCACCAGUCUCGGCAAGAACCACGAGCUGCAGUUCAAGACGUCGCCCGGCCGCACCUACUGGAUCUGGGACUGGGACAGGAUGGACAGCACCGUCCAGGGCGCCCUCAACCGCGCCGAUUUCAACCGCGCCAACUGCCCCUUCAACAACAACAACUUUGAGAGGAACAUGCGCGCCGCGUUUUGA
Verticillium nonalfalfae is the source of this 702-nucleotide messenger RNA. RefSeq lists its product as uncharacterized. The transcript has 2 exons. The record is from RefSeq and is a predicted model, not a curated record. Bases 1 to 702 code for a protein of 233 amino acids. Lineage: Eukaryota; Fungi; Ascomycota; Sordariomycetes; Glomerellales; Plectosphaerellaceae.